AUGUACACUUUAACGGGAAUGGGACAAGUUAAUAAUGCUGUUGAUUAUGAAAAUGAAGAAGAAGAACAACAAAGAGAAGAAAAUGAACAAGAACAAUUACCAAGUACUUCAACUAACAACAACAACAAAACUCGUACAAAACGUGAAGGAAGUGCAACAUCUACAGAUGGAUUAUUAGAAAAAGAUGAAAAAAUUGAAUCAAUUAAAAGAGAAGAAAGUAGUGGAGAACAGAGUACAAGUAGAUCAAGAAGUGCUCCAGGUCGUCCAACAUCGUCCUCCAAAAGACAAAAUGUCACAACAUCUGACGAUACAAUUAUCACAAUUAUUGGAAGCAGCAAUGAUGGGGCAGGAACUUCUUCAUCCCAACCAACAACUAGUAAAGAAAGUGGUCGUUCUCUUCGACGCUCUCGUUCAGCACAAAAUUUUGGUGGCGCAGAGGAAAAUGAUUUGGUUGAAGAACGUGGAGUUAAGCUUGGUUUGGGUGAUUUUAUUUUCUAUAGUGUAUUGGUAGGAAAGGCUAGUAGUUAUGGUGAUUGGAAUGUUACAAUUGCUUGUUAUGUCUCGAUUCUUGUGGGUCUUGCUUUUACAUUAAUGCUCCUUGCAUUGUUCCGCAAAGCGUUGCCAGCCUUGCCAAUUUCUAUUUUUGCUGGAAUAACUUUCUUUUUUGGAACACGAUGGCUUAUUACUCCAUUAAUGAAAGAAAUUGCUUUACGACAAUUAAUACUUUAA
Meloidogyne enterolobii is the source of this 729-nucleotide messenger RNA. The record is from the annotation of a GenBank genome assembly. Lineage: Eukaryota; Metazoa; Nematoda; Chromadorea; Rhabditida; Meloidogynidae.